UUUGCGCCUGCAUGAUCAGUGAACCAAUCACAAUACAGUUUAUAAAUAGAACUGGCAUGCGUGUCAUUCUCAUGCAUGGGAAACUACCCAAGGGAUAUUGUGAAAUCAUCCUUUCUCAGCCAGGAUAUUUAGCUUCUUAGUAGUACCCUGAAUUUAACUACAGAAACCACUAGAAUACUGUUGGUCUUUCUCAGUAUUGUUACAUCGACAUCACAAGGUAAACACGUCUGCUACAGUAUACAGGAAUAAUCAUGGAUGUUCAGCCUGGACACUGCUGGCGUUGUGAGGGGGUUCUCCCUCAACAUUCAGUGCCCUGCGAGUUUUGUAAGAUAGCAAAGUACUGCAGCACGCCAUGCCGAAACAGAGACAAAGCCAGACAUCAAAGUGUGGAGUGCCAACUUUAUGGGCUGAAAACAUGUGCCUCAUGCGGGAGGAGGGCUCCAAAUAUCAGUGAGUGUGCAGCUUGCAACAAUGCUUGGUACUGCAACAAGGGGUGUCAGCGGAGGGACUGGCCAUCCCAUAGGGAGAUUUGCAUCGACAUCAAGGGUGCCAUAAGAGUACUGUCUUUUGAGCUUUCAGAGAGAAACUCAAAGCUGGCAUGUAACACAAGGGUCGAAGAUUCAAGCUAUUAUUUUGGAAACACUUUGGCCGAAGACUUCCUAAAACUUGCCAGGAAUGAAUUGUCCGAUGGGAUGGCAUCUGAAAAUUUGACCAGAGAUUUUCAUGUCUUAUCUGCUGGGUGCGGAGAUUUACGCAGUACGGUUUUGACAGCUGGUUCCUUGCCUGAUGACUACAAGGGGAAACUUCACAUAACUCUUAAUGAUUUCGACCCUUUUGUCAUGGCAAGGAAUGUGCUGUUUCUCUUCAUGUUGGUCCGCUAUGCAGACACUGACUACAUUGCUUCCAAUUUGACAACCAUCUGGUACUCACUCCAUAUUUCCAAGAGAGAGCACGACUUGAUCAAGACAAGCUUGGAUGAACUCAUUCAGAUGAGUGCUCACCAACUCCAUGACGCCACCAAAGGACUGGUGACUGUCCAGGAUGAAGAUCUUAGGUAUCUGUGUCAGGUUUGGGAAAGAUGGCAAUCAAUGGAAUGCAAAAGAGGCAAGAGAUCCUCGAUCAAUCUAAGAAAGCAAAGAAAGCGAUUGUUUAAGCAAGAUAAAGUGAGGGGAGACGUGUCGAUUUACCUAGCACGUCUAUCCCCAGCAGACCAAAAGGCCAACAAGGAGUGGUUUGACCAUGCUUCGUUUGUCCCAACUCAAACGGUGGAAAUUGAAACUUUGCCGUUUGACAACCCAACACUUACUGGACGCGGCGCAAAGUUUGAAAGUUUGUCAGAUAUAACAGCCCCAGAAGAAUGUGAAUUUGUGUACUGCAUCAAGGAGUCAUCAUUUCCUUUUGCAGUGUGGGACUGUUUGAGAGUAAGAGAGCACACCCCUGGAUCCCACUCCUCUCCGAUGGUGAUGUACCACAAGUACGUGACAAACCUCCUCCAGAGAGUUGAGAGUCACAUCCUUCAACGAAGGCUCCUUAUCAAUGUCUCCUUGGCCAACUGUCUGGACUUUCCGAAUCAUCAUCAGACCUUGAACAUGCCCAACUAUGACCGAAUCUUCACCUCCAACCUUGUUGACUAUGUUGGAUUUGCUAAACUCCUGCAGACAAUGAAGCCACUGCUUGAUGUCAGCAACAGCUACUCGACUAUUGUCACUGAGAGUACGGAAUGGAUUGACAUAGUACCUGGAGCGGACAUUAAAAAAGCGGUGGACACACCUGAGCUUGCACAAUGUAAUCAGGCUUCGUAUCUAGACACUGGUAAGGAGGCGGAUGACAUCAAUGGCAUCAGAGAGUAUUAUGACAAUACCAUCUGCUUUCUGAUGUAUCUCCGGGCACAUCUCUUGGCAGGGGGACUAGGCAUACCCCCCCUCAAGGACGUACCAUCAUUUGAGAGUGUCAAGAAAUAUCACGGCCUCCGAAUGCGUGACUUCCGGAAGGGACUGAACAAACUGGUGCCAUUCCAGUAUCGAGUGAAUGCAAGGGACCUCACCAAGCUGAAUGGCUACGGCAGGGCUGUAGAGUGGUAUCUGCCUCAAAGUGAUGCUUAUUAGCUUAACUGUAGACUUAUAUGCAUGGGGGGAGGGGAUGAGGGUUGCUUGUAUUGUAAUAAAAGCUGGGUUGUAAAAUCUUGAAUCCAUAAAAAAAAUCUUGACUUUGAUGCAGUUUAUGACUCAAUUGCAAUGGCUACAUGUCUAUUACUGGGAGAAAAUAUUGAAAGGCACAGGCCACCGAGUCCAGAGAGAGAGAAUCUUAGGAAAGAACAGGGGUCCAAGGCUGCAGGACACAAACGAUUUUUGCGGCACAGACAUUAUUUACAAGACCAAUGUGUCAUGAAGUUGCCAGCCAGCAUCUAGGCUACAUGAGCAGAUUCGCUGAUUAAGUAUGCAACUAGACUGCGUAUGACCUCGAGAAACUGACCAAUCAGCGGGCGCCUUCUA
Patiria miniata (bat star) is the source of this 2492-nucleotide messenger RNA. RefSeq lists its product as uncharacterized. The transcript has 3 exons. Bases 252 to 2105 code for a protein of 617 amino acids. The record is from RefSeq and is a predicted model, not a curated record. Lineage: Eukaryota; Metazoa; Echinodermata; Asteroidea; Valvatida; Asterinidae.